UUUCGGCAGCGAUGACCUUCUCCUGAAACCCCCAAAAAGUCACCUUUUCCCGCCUCCCACUUAUUCUCGUGAUACCAUCAGUUCCAUUUCUAUCCAUUUCUUGGUGGUCGGGAGCCGAUCUACAGCGCAACUUGACUCGUCUUAAGGGUGCACAGGCCCGCAAUUGGUUGACCGCUUGAGCGCUUCUUUCCCCAGAUCCAUCCCCUCCUUCUCAACUCACUCCAUCUCCGCAUCUCCUCUCCCUCACGUACCAUCGUGGUAAAGUCAAAACAGAGGAAGGAGACGGAAUAACCUUUCUGCUCGACUGCAAGACCACCUCGUGGCCGAGAGACAGCUCCUGACAUCUCCAAGAAACCUACCGGUUUUACAGGGGAUAUGCUCCGUUGAUUGAUCAUAUUUUAUCUGAAUUAGAUCCUCAUCAUGCCUAUCAAGGUCAAAUCCAAGAAGCUUCCUGCCCCUCGCGAGGGAAGUCCUGUCUCCAUCCGCCAUUUGGACGAAUACGAACGCGAUCUUCCCGACAUUGGCACUCACGAUAACUUCAGAGAUGUCGUCAAGAAGCUCUCACUGUACUUUGUCGAUGUCAUUGAACUGCCGAGCACGUUUGAACAGCUGAGAACCACAGCUGCGGGGGCUCCUCUACGCAUCUUGGUGGAUCACCUCGCUGCAACCUGCACCAACCCGGCAAUUGUCAAUGCUCUUCUGUAUGUGUUAAUCCGAAAACAAUUUGCGGCGAUUUGUUCUCUAUCAACAUCACUCUCAGUUGCUGCAUCGUCACCCUUUUGUGGUAUCUGUGCCUGCAGAUGACAUGCUGUCAGGGGAGCCAAUCACAUAUCUGCUCAGCCCAUCCUCAAUCUGACGGGAUAUGCGGUGCAACGAUGAUUCGGAACACCUUGUUCAAUGCUGAUGAACCUUUGCUGACUGAUCCAAUCUCUAUAGAGCUCUCAAAUGGCAUUAUGCAUCUUCGUCAGAACACCGCACUCUGGGAGAAUCUCGAGCAGAUGCAUGUGAAAUCGUUGCUUGGCGAUUCCUGACUAGGCUUUCUGAACGCGAGGCAGUUAAUUACUGCCUUUACGAGAUCCACGAUCUAGAUGAUGAAAAUGAAGCUCAGGCUCAAGUGGCUGGUAAUGGUCACACGGGCGACGAGGAAGCUGGCGAAAACGCCCCUCUGCUCUCUCACCUUCGCUCCAUUGACAACCGCCGACGUGGACCAGGCCCUGCCGGGAGCAGCAUGAAGCGUAACCAACUUCUAAGUUCUCUCUCCCGCUUGACUAUGACAUCGGAUGAUGAGGACGGUGAUAACGAGGGUGAUCCUACUUCAUCAUUUAAGAACCUGAAUGCUCUCGAGAUUGCUGCCAUUGCCGAUGCCAAACGCUUCCUCAGCCAGCACAUUGUUCAAAAGAUUAUCACUGCUAUUUGGAGUGGUGACAUAGUCUUUUGGGAUAGCCUGUCUGUGCACUCUACAAAGAAGGUCCGGUUCUAUAACCCGAGGACUGCAGACCCCUUUUCUCGCCUGCGCGUUCCCAAGUAUCUCAAGAGCUGGGAGGUGCUGUUCUUCUGCAUUUUCCUCGCCCUGUACUACGCUGUACUCAUUGUGCGAGACGAGUCACGUAUUACAAUCCCUGAAGUGAUACUUUUCUUAUGGAUCGCGGCUUUCUUCUACGAUGAGCUCAGCGAGUGGCUUGAUGCAGGUUCUAUCUUUUAUGCCACCGACAUAUGGAACCUAUUCGACAUGAUCAUGAUCGCCAUCGGGUUUACCUUUGCAAUUCUGCGUAUUAUUGGCAUUGUUCAGAACAAACCCGAUCUGAACGACCUUGCAUUUGAUAUCCUGGCACUUGAGGCACUCUUCAUGAUUCCUCGUAUCUUCUCGAUUCUCAGUCUCAGCCCUGCCUGGGGCACACUUAUUCCAUGCUUGAAGGAGAUGGGCAAGGACUUCUUCAAAUACAUGGUACUUGUUGUUGUCGUGUAUUGUGGUUUCCUGACCACAUUUUCGCUCGUGGGUCGUAAUGUCUUUGCAUUCAAGUCCAUGGCCUGGAUCUUGACAAAGAUAUUUUACGGCUCGGCGCCCAUCGGAUUCGAGAUAAUGAAUCAGAUCGAUCCCUUCUUUGGACCUCCUCUGAUGAUCAUCUUCAUUACACUCUCCAGCUUCCUGUUGAUGGGCUCCCUGACAGGUAUGCUGUCCAACAGCUUCUCGCGGGUUAUCACCCACGCUAAGGAGGAGUACCUGUAUGUGUACAGCGUCUACGUCUUGGAAGCGUCGACUAGUAACCGACUCACCCAUUUCUUCCCUCCUUUCAAUCUGCUGGCCUUGGUACUCUUCCGACCUUGGCGUCUAUUCUUUACGGCCGAUGAGAAGUUCCGUGCUGGGCGUAUCAUGCUCCUCAAGGCGACUCAUUGGCCCAUUGUUGGCAUCAUCAAGCUGUACGAGAUGUAUCGCAAGCCAGGAGCCGUAGAAGAUGAAUUUGCUGGGUUCAAGGGUCCAUCGCGCUCUUCUCGACGCAACGGCAGGCACGCAAUUGCUCAGAAGCGAUCUGCGUCCAAUGUCGGUCGCCAGACGCUUUCUCCUAGAGGACGAGCGAAUGGUCAGAGUAUCGAGGUGCGCGAGGAUGACGUGGAUGCGCCAACAGCCAUGGAGGUGCAGCUCACCGAGCUAAACCGGAAGAUCGAUCAACUCACUGCAGCUAUCAUGGCUAUCCAGGAGAAGCAAGCAAGUGGAAACGACAGUGGAAGCUCAAGUACAGGUGCCACUCCCGCCUAGCUACGGGCUUUUGGUGAUCGGGCCGGUCCUUGACAGCUUUGGAACAUUGGAAUAUCUAGAUUUGGUUCCUUCUCUGAUCGGGUCUCAUCGGUCGAGGUCAAGAGUGGGUAUUCCAACAGAGGGGCCGGCAGCGAAGCGUUCCAGAAGAAUUGGCAUGAUGUUGGGAGUAGCAGUGGGGAGACGGAGAGAAGCGGCUCUGGACAUCUGCUGUGCCUGUGGAUCAGGUCGUUUAAGAAUGGGAUAGGAUACGAGUCGGCAACAACCCCACAACCUGGUGCCCUCGAAGAAGCUUGUAUUGUAUUCGUCAAGUAUAAGUUAAAGCCGGUCCAUGCCGUUGGAGGAGCUGGCAAACGGUGAUCACCCUGUAGUGCGGUGCCUGCAUAUGGGCUGAAUCAGUUCACUGGGGUCACCUGCAGAGUCUUCGAAUUUGACAAAGAUAAGACCCCGAUAUGCAACGAGAUUGGGCGAGGAAUACCUAGGUAGAGCUCCCGGUGAGCGGCAAACGUCGGCGUGGAGAAGAUGGCGUGUAAGUCAUGGAGAAUGGAGAGCAUUGCGGGGGAGGAAGGGUCUAGUUUGAGACGGCUUUGAUCAUUUGGCGGUAAAAAUGUCAAGAAUGUGUUUUUGAACAUGGUUCUCGUAUGUGACUUUUGGUGUUCAAUGCGUAAUGGAAGAGCUUUGAUCUUGUUGUUCAACGUGGGCUUGAGCGUGAGUCUUGUUGGCUGUUACACAAUCCUCAAAUAGUAACCACGCAAUAUGAACACAUCUCAUAAACUACUCUUGCCAAUCUCAAAUUCC
Molecule: messenger RNA, 3550 nt
Organism: Fusarium odoratissimum NRRL 54006
Lineage: Eukaryota; Fungi; Ascomycota; Sordariomycetes; Hypocreales; Nectriaceae
Exons: 3
Coding region: 1229-2755 (508 amino acids)
Biological process (GO): transmembrane transport; monoatomic ion transport
Cellular component (GO): membrane
Molecular function (GO): monoatomic ion channel activity
Source: RefSeq, a predicted model, not a curated record